This is a messenger RNA of Paraglomus occultum, 708 nucleotides long. NCBI's taxonomy places the organism in Eukaryota, Fungi, Glomeromycota, Glomeromycetes, Paraglomerales, Paraglomeraceae. The record is from the annotation of a GenBank genome assembly.
AUGGAACAUCACCGUCAAAUUGACCCGUUUGCAGCACGUAUGGCGUUUUUGGCCCUGCUGAAAAAGCUGAAUGCCUCACAACUUUCAAUACAAAAAGCUGUAAAGUUUGCGUUAAGACAUAGACAUCGAUAUGAAGACCUGUUUGCAUGUAUUAUGGAGAUUUUGAUGGAGUUGUCGGUGUACUCUCGCCUCAAUAUCUUAUAUCUUUUAGACUCUCUCUGUGAAAAUGCGUUUCAAAUGAACAUGCAAGAGUAUAAAGAGCUUAUAGAGAAGAAUUUGGUGAAGAUAAUACAAAUGAUUGCUCCAGAGAACAGUCAAGGUGAAAUGAAUUCUCACAGCGCGUAUAAGGUUUUAAUGAGUUGGAAAAGCAAAGAAAUUCUCGCUUUGCAGCCCAUAGAAGACUCUUUACUCUGGUUGAAGAAUCGCCAAAUAGUGGACGAAGAAGAAGAAUUGGAGGAAUUGAGUCGUACUGACAUGUUAAGACGGAUCGAAGAUGAUAGGGAGAGGAGUAAACGGCAUAGGGAAGACAUGUGGGUGAGAAUUGGCACUGAUCAAGUUGAAAAAGAAUUCGAUGAGAUGUGGGAGACGUGUUCGAAUUUGGAUGAUAAGGAUUAUUUUGUGAUGAUCACGGAGAAUAUGAGGUAUAUGCCGAACUAUCCCUGGACUGAAGAGUUAUUAGAAAUAAAAGCUUGGGAAGAAAAACAAAAA